AUGGUGGAUAAGGGCAGGUUAGUCAUAGACAAGAAGAGACCGCGCCGGCUGGGCGGCCUUAGGACAGUCUGGGGCAAGACAUGGUCGGCUUGUCAAAAACUAGCUCUCGAGCUAGCAACGCGCUCGGAGACGAGGACAAGCAACGGGAAGCCAGGCCAGGGCUUGCCACCCUGGAUAACUGGUGGGCCGUGGCGGAUAUACUCGAUCUGUAAGGGUUAUGAAUGGUCUCGAGCUGCUAUAGGAAGGAAGGCGUCGAAAAACUUGCCCCUAGGACGACCGAGGGAUCUACGGUACGGUGUCGCCUUUUACUCGACUCGCACUCGAGGUGCCGUAACGGGAGGACUCCUAGGUGGUACUGCUCGCGCCGGGAUGGCGCUGCGUAUUCCGGACUUAGAAGGCCAGACCGCAAAGAGGCAAGCCCGACAACACGCCGACCCCGAGAAGACAGAACCAUGCACACCAUACCGAGCCUCAUCGACAACGCUCUCAGCGGCCCACAGGGCCCAAGCAGAGUACCAGGCCCUGCCGGCACGGGUGGGGACAUGGUCCAAGAAGAUUGACACAGCGCUGCCAGGCAGUCACACGCGCACGGUAUACGAUGCCAUAACAGCAACUCAAGCCAGGGCUCUUGCCCAACUGCGCACAGGGAUGAUAGGACUGAAGGGCUACCUGGGCAGAAUUGGAGCCACGCUAGACGGGUCUAGGGCAACUACCGGUUAA
Verticillium dahliae VdLs.17 is the source of this 720-nucleotide messenger RNA. RefSeq lists its product as uncharacterized. Bases 1 to 720 code for a protein of 239 amino acids. NCBI's taxonomy places the organism in Eukaryota, Fungi, Ascomycota, Sordariomycetes, Glomerellales, Plectosphaerellaceae. The transcript is spliced from 3 exons. The record is from RefSeq and is a predicted model, not a curated record.